GUUUGCCGUGAUCACGUUGGGUGCUGUUAGGCCGACGUCGCCACGGUUUCGCGUUUUCCGCGUCGGAAAAUUAUUUUUCCUACCCUCGCUCGGUAGCCAACAUCGUCGUCGUCGUCUUUGUCACACACGCCGGCAACAGACGUGAUAAUAACAUUUUAUCGUUAUAAUCUGCUAUCGUUGUUGUUGUUGUUGUUGUUGUUGUUACCGUGAACAAUAUUAUUGUUACAUGUAGGCGACGGGGACGAGAUUAUUAGAACGAUUUUACAUUUCCCCCUCCCCACGUUUUUUCUCGACCGAAAAAUUAUCACCUAUAUUUUAACGCCCGAAGUGGACGUCAUGCAUGCGAUAAAUUAUGUGCCCUGUUGUGAUGUGUGACUUUUCGUGUGUUUCCACUGCAGGGGCGAACAAGCGGCGAGUGGGUGGGCAACAGAGUUCGAUGCGUUGGCCACCGUCACGGUAACAACGGUCGACAGACACGCCAUGCCGGCCACGGGCACAGCCGCGCUGGUGGCCACGGCGCUGGUGCUGCUGCAGUGCGCGGCCACCGGUUGUGACGGACAGAGUGCGGCCAUACGGCACGGCCGGUCGCGGAACGCCAGGAACCUGCGGCCGAACGUACAGCCGCCGGUCAAGCCGCAGCAGACGGCCGCGGCCACCGCCAGCGAGCUGGACAACGACAUCGUCAACCGACUGCUGCGGAUCGUCGAGUCGCAACAACAGUUGGGCGACAACUGUACUGCCGGCACCCACCUCAACCUCGGCGAGGGUGUCGUUGACCGGUACGCUCAGGAACGGUUUCGUGUGGAAGCCGACGUGGCCGUCAACAGAGCCAACAUGUUGACAAGGCUUUGGAAGUACGCCGGUCCCGAAGUCAUGGACUCGGAAUAUCUGCUGCAUGCCGGCGUGAUUUCCAUGGUGGAGUUCGACGAUGACAUAUUCGCGGCGGGAAAUUGUUACGAUCAACACCAGUACAAGCACUACCAGCUGUUCUGCCCAUACGCGUACCGGCUGCCCAAGGGCGAGGGCAUACUGGCCAAGGACUUGGCCGUCGAGUACAAGUACUUGACCAACACAAGUGAAUGGUUUUUCAUCGCCCGGAAGACUGCUGAAUCGGUCAUAAAACGCAACAAUCAGUAUAAACAUGCGAUCAACACAUAUACUUGGAAUCAAACAAGUCAUACAAAAAGUUUUCCCGACGACAUCCUAGCUGUGUCGUAUGAAGAUGGCAAGUGGAGCAAACCAUAUUAUGAUUGUGGUGGUGGAAAUAUAUGGAUGCUUACAUAUACCGUACCAUUUUUUGCUUUCAAGGACGCUAAGUAUUUUUUCAAGGGGACCAGCGGAAUCGAUAUCGACUUAAGGAGAGUGGAUAUCGACCAAUGUAAUUUACCCGAAGGCAGUACCAAGCUGAACAUUUUUGCCUCUUCAAAUAAAUGUAAAAUAGACACAACUCAAUGUGUCUCUUUGGCUGGAUUUGGCUUUCGUCGUGGAAGUUACAAGUGUGUGUGCCGUAAAGGAUAUUAUUUUCCAAAUAUCACAAGCACCGAAAAGUCGUUCAAUGGCAUCGUAGUAGAAGAAGAGUACGAAAAGCUUAUGUUGGGAAAACCAAAUACGUAUAACAUCGAAAUAAACUUUCAAUGUAAAAAAUGUGCUGAAGGUUGUGAUGAUUGCGUAGAUUUCAGUCCAUGCAUCGCCACCUACGACAUUAUACUUCGAAUCACAAUACUAUUAUUAACGCUCCUGGUGAUCGGAUUUCUACCAAUGGUAGCUAUAUUUACGUUCAAAUAUAGUGAUCUCAAGAUUGUAAAAGCCGCUAGUCCAGUGUUGUUACAGAUAAUAAUCUUGGGAGCUUUUUUUAUGUAUACAACGAUCAUCGUCAUGUACCCAACACCAAAUCUAGUAACGUGCACUGCACGAUUUUGGCUGAGGGAAAUUGGAUUUUCCCUCACAUACGGCGCACUCAUGUUGAAAACUUGGAGAGUAUCUCAAGUGUUCAAAGUGAACUCAGCGAAGACCGUUCGCAUCACUGACAAGCAGCUAAUUAAACUUCUGCUUCUAAUGAUCGCAUUUGUCACCGUGAUACUGUUCAUCAGGACCAUGGUGUCUCCACCACACACGAUUGUCGGUCGCACAGCUGACAACCUUAAAACAGAUAUUUGUCCCACAGAUUGGUGGGAUCACUCAUUUUCUAUUCUGGAAGUUUUGUUCUUAAUUUGGGGUAUCCGGUUGUGUGUAAUGGUUCGAAAAACGCCGUCUGCUUUCAAUGAAAGUCGGUUUAUUUCUAUAGCCAUAUAUAAUGAGUUUAUCAUGUCCGUAUUUCUCAAUGUUUCCAUGAUAUUUUUAAAAUACCCAGCUAAUCCAGAUUUACAAUACGUCAUAUUUUUUUGUCACGCUCAACUUACGGCAACCGUAUUACUGGGACUUUUAUUUGGCAGUAAGGCUUUGAUUAUAUACAAAGGCGAACACAAGGUGGAAGAGACGUCUUCUCAUAAAAUAACUGCACAAAAGCUGAAGUUCAAUAGUAAACAAAAACAUUCUGAUCCGUCGUAUGAAAGUAUAAGUGACAACAAAGAAAGCGCAGAACUCCAGGAAAUUCGAAUCUUAAGAACCACCAUAGAAAACCUUAUAGAAGAGUUUCUCAAGUGUGGACCAGCAUAUUCUGACUAUGUAUUAAAACUACAGGCUAUGUUGGAAGUGAUGAAGAACUCUAAGCUGGGUGAAAGUGAAGAAUUACAGCAGAAAUUGGCAUUGAGCAAUGGCUGCGUUAUCAAAGUGGACACUAAUAAAGAUGAUUCAUGUUCAAAAAAAAAAUAGGUUACAUUUUAAAUUUAUUGAGAUGGUAAUUAUUUUAACUAUGUUAUUGAAGUUAAUAGUGGCUCAAUACACCGGAUAGUAAUUUUCCGACUUUGUAUCUGUGAAGUAUUUUCAUUUUGUGAUCUUAAGUUUUUAUUUUUUAUUUAAGCAGCAUUCGAUUUCACUGGUUAGUUAUUUCAUAUUUUAAUAUUUAUUAAAUAUUUGAAGUCUUAGUGACGAUAAUUGACCUGCAGGUAGCAAUAAGGAUAAUAUUAUGUGAACAAUUCACGUAUAUGAAGAUAUAUAUUUAUUUUUUGUGACCAGGUGUAUAAUAUAAAAAAAUACUUGAAAUAUCAGAUUAAAGUUUAGUCAUAUCACAUUACAUACUAUAAUAUACUCUGUUCAGCGAGAGAACGCACUGCAUCUACACAAACCCCAACGUCACCCUGCCAUCGAAACCGGUUUCCCUAUGACAGGGUUCGCGAAGGGGAUGCGUAGAAGAACCGAUUUAAGUCGGCCCGUGGUGUGUUCUCUAGUAUUGAAUUUUAGUUAGAUACCUACCUAUUUAAUGCAAUAAAUGAUAGUACGGUGAAAAUCAUUCUAUAAAAACAAUUUAUUCGAUAAUUAAAAUACGCCUAGUAUUAUUAUAGCGUUGUUUUGUUUCUAAUUAGGAAAUUUGUGUUAUUUUAAUGUUAUAUAUUAUUGUAAUUAGUUAAAAAAAACACUACUUAUGUCUAGUACCUAUUUAUACUUUUUUAUAAUAAUAACUAUUGUUCUUCGUUAUUUAACUAAUUUACAGUUAUACGUUUGUUUAUUUGACUUAUAUUAAUAUGAAAUAAAUAUGUAUACUUUCCUUCUAAAAUAUAAACUUUAAAAAAUGACAAUA
Molecule: messenger RNA, 3676 nt
Organism: Metopolophium dirhodum (rose-grain aphid)
Lineage: Eukaryota; Metazoa; Arthropoda; Insecta; Hemiptera; Aphididae
Product: probable G-protein coupled receptor CG31760
Exons: 14
Coding region: 481-2811 (776 amino acids)
Biological process (GO): G protein-coupled receptor signaling pathway
Cellular component (GO): membrane
Molecular function (GO): G protein-coupled receptor activity
Source: RefSeq, a predicted model, not a curated record